Messenger RNA from Arachis stenosperma, 390 nucleotides. RefSeq lists its product as uncharacterized. The transcript is spliced from 2 exons. Lineage: Eukaryota; Viridiplantae; Streptophyta; Magnoliopsida; Fabales; Fabaceae. The coding region runs from base 1 to 390 and encodes 129 amino acids. The record is from RefSeq and is a predicted model, not a curated record.
AUGGCAAAAAAGAACGCUCAGGAGGCCUACCAAAGGGUCCGGGAAGCCAAGGCGAAGUCCCGGGCUAGGUCCGGGGCGGUCACCUCUCCUCCUCCCCCACCUCCUCCUCCUAAGAACAUUGGCACUCCUUCUCAACCCAUUGUCAUUUCUUCCUCGAGUUUGUCUCGACCACCCCCUUUUGCCCAGGUAGUUAUUGAUGGUGCCAUCGUCGAUCCUCCUGUCCCCGAGGUCAUUUCCGAGUCAGACCUGAAGACUCGGGGGCAGAGGAUUAUCGAGUCUCCUCCCCGUCCUAAGGAGGCUCCGAGUUCUUCCUCUGUUCCUCCGACCGGUCCUGAUGGUGCCCCUCCUGAGCCUAGCGGUGGUGAUUCCUCUACUCCUCAUAAGAAAUGA